This is a messenger RNA of Paramuricea clavata, 351 nucleotides long. NCBI's taxonomy places the organism in Eukaryota, Metazoa, Cnidaria, Anthozoa, Malacalcyonacea, Plexauridae. The record is from the annotation of a GenBank genome assembly.
AUGGCUUCGAGCAUUCUCCCAUCCAAAUUCGAUGGAGACGAUAUUGUCGCAUGGCUAAGAGAGUUUGAUGCGUGCGCUUUAGCCAAUGGUUGGAAAGACGAGGACAAAAUUGAGAAAUUGCCAGCGUUUCAACGAGGACGCGCAGCUACACAUUUCUACGCAACCCCUGUCGCUGAAAGAACUACAUACGACGCCGCAACAAAAAAGCUAAAGCAAGCCCUGUGUCCGCCAGUUGAGAGGGAAAUCUAUUACGCAAAAUUUGAAACCCGAAUGCUUCGCACUGGUGAAGAUCCGUCGGUUUACAUGUGGGAGUUGGAACAACUUCUAGAAAAAGCCGACCCCGACCUCGCU